Molecule: messenger RNA, 6905 nt
Organism: Chinchilla lanigera (long-tailed chinchilla)
Lineage: Eukaryota; Metazoa; Chordata; Mammalia; Rodentia; Chinchillidae
Gene: Ncoa2
Product: nuclear receptor coactivator 2
Biological process (GO): cellular response to hormone stimulus; positive regulation of transcription by RNA polymerase II
Cellular component (GO): nucleus
Molecular function (GO): protein dimerization activity; nuclear receptor binding
Source: RefSeq, a predicted model, not a curated record
GCGGCUGCGGCUCCCCGCCCCCCGCCCCUCCGGGGAGUCCCGGAGGCGCCUCUUCCGAGAUCGGGGGUGGGUCGUCCCUGCUUAGCUGGUCCCUCCCUCUUCCCCCUCCCCCCAGUGGUUUCCGGGGCCUGCGAGAGCAGGGGGCGGGAAUCGGGGCUGCAGCCCCUUCCACGGGCCAAGAUCUAGACUGGGCCUGACGCCUUCUGGGUCCGUCAUUGGCGGGGGAAACUUUCCCAAACCAGAGAGAGAGCCUGAACGCCCUCCUCCGCCACCUCGUCCUCUAAUCCCACUCCCACUCCACCGCCUCCCAGGCCUUCCCCUCCCACCGACCCGAAUCUUGCUGCGGCUGACUGAUGGGGCAGUGAGCCAAUCGAAGGCGGGAAGCUGACCUGCCGGGUGUGGAUUUCUUUUGAAUUUGGCUGUAAAUUUAUAGAUCUUCUGCCCUGUCUACAGGCACAGUUGCUGAUAUGUGUUCAAGAUGAGUGGGAUGGGAGAAAAUACCUCUGACCCAGCCAGGGCAGAGACAAGAAAGCGCAAGGAAUGCUCUGACCAGCUGGGACCCAGCCCCAAAAGGAGCACUGAGAAACGUAAUCGUGAACAGGAAAAUAAAUAUAUAGAAGAACUUGCAGAGCUGAUUUUUGCAAAUUUUAAUGAUAUAGACAACUUUAACUUCAAACCUGACAAAUGUGCAAUCUUAAAAGAAACUGUGAAGCAAAUUCGUCAGAUCAAAGAACAAGAGAAAGCAGCAGCUGCCAACAUAGAUGAAGUGCAGAAGUCAGAUGUAUCGUCCACAGGGCAGGGUGUCAUCGACAAGGAUGCGCUGGGGCCCAUGAUGCUUGAGGCCCUGGACGGGUUCUUCUUUGUAGUGAACCUGGAAGGCAACGUGGUGUUUGUUUCAGAGAAUGUGACACAGUAUCUAAGGUAUAACCAAGAAGAGCUGAUGAACAAAAGUGUAUAUAGCAUCCUGCAUGUUGGGGACCACACUGAAUUUGUCAAAAACCUGCUGCCAAAGUCUAUAGUGAACGGGGGAUCUUGGUCCGGAGAGCCUCCCAGGCGGAACAGCCAUACUUUCAACUGUCGGAUGCUGGUAAAACCUUUACCCGAAUCAGAAGAGGAAGGUCACGAGAACCAGGAAGCACAUCAGAAAUACGAAACUAUGCAGUGCUUUGCUGUCUCUCAACCAAAGUCCAUCAAAGAGGAAGGAGAAGACUUGCAGUCCUGCUUGAUCUGUGUGGCGAGAAGAGUGCCCCUGAAGGAGAGACCAUCCCUUCCCUCAUCAGAAAGCUUCACCACUCGGCAGGACCUCCAAGGCAAGAUCACCUCUCUGGACACGAGUACCAUGAGAGCAGCCAUGAAACCUGGCUGGGAGGACCUGGUGAGAAGGUGCAUUCAAAAGUUCCACGCACAGCACGAAGGGGAGUCUGUGUCGUACGCCAAGAGGCACCACCACGAAGUGCUGAGACAAGGACUGGCGUUCAGUCAGAUCUAUCGCUUCUCCUUGUCCGACGGCACUCUCGUUGCUGCGCAGACGAAGAGCAAACUGAUCCGUUCUCAGACUACUAAUGAGCCUCAGCUUGUGAUAUCGUUACAUAUGCUUCACAGAGAGCAGAGUGCAUGUGUAGUGAAUCCGGAUCUGACUGGACAAGCAGUGGGGAAGCCGUUGAACCCAAUUAGCGCUAGCAGCCCGGCCCAUCAGGCCCUGUGCAGUGGGAACCCGGGUCAGGACGUGGCCCUCAGUAGCAAUAUAAAUUUUCCCGUAAAUGGCCCAAAGGAACAAAUGGGCAUGCCCAUGGGCAGGUUCGGUGGUUCUGGGGGAAUGAACCAUGUGUCAGGCAUGCAAGCAGCCACUCCUCAGGGUAGUAACUAUGCACUCAAAAUGAACAGUCCCUCGCAGAGCAGCCCUGGCAUGAAUCCAGGGCAGCCCAGCUCCAUGCUUUCACCAAGGCAUCGCAUGAGCCCCGGAGUGGCUGGCAGUCCUCGCAUCCCACCCAGUCAGUUUUCUCCUGCAGGAAGCUUGCAUUCCCCCGUGGGAGUCUGCAGCAGCACAGGAAAUAGCCAUAGUUAUACCAACAGUUCCCUCAAUGCACUUCAGGCCCUCAGUGAGGGGCACGGAGUCUCAUUAGGGUCAUCGUUGGCUUCACCGGACCUAAAAAUGGGCAAUUUGCAAAACUCCCCGGUUAAUAUAAAUCCUCCCCCACUCAGCAAGAUGGGGAGCUUGGACUCCAAAGAAUGUUUCGGACUUUAUGGGGAGCCAUCGGAAAAUACAACUGGACCGGCGGAGAGCAGCUGCCAUCCCGGAGAGCAGAAAGAGACAAACGAUUCCAGUGCGCCCCAGGCAGCGGGCGGGGAGAGAGCCGAGGCGCAGAGCAGGUUGCACGACAGCAAAGGGCAGACCAAGCUGCUGCAGCUGCUGACCACCAGGGCUGACCAGACGGAGCCCUCCCCCAUACCCAGCUCACUGUCGGACGCUAGCAAGGACGCCGCAGGGAGUUUGCCCGGCGCGGGGUCCACCCAUGGGACCUCACUCAAGGAGAAGCAUAAAAUUUUGCACAGACUCUUGCAGGACAGCAGUUCCCCUGUGGACUUAGCCAAGCUAACAGCAGAAGCCACAGGCAAAGAACUAAGUCAGGAGUCCAGCACCACAGCUCCUGGCUCAGAAGUGACUAUUAAACAGGAGCCAGUGAGCCCUAAGAAGAAAGAGAAUGCACUACUUCGCUACUUGCUGGAUAAAGAUGAUACUAAAGAUAUUGGUUUACCAGAAGUAACCCCCAAACUUGAGCGCCUGGACAGUAAGCCAGACCCUGCCAGUAACACAAAGCUAUUAGCUAUGAAGACGGAGAAGGAGGAGAUGAGCUUCGAGCCCAGUGACCAGCCUGGCAGUGAGCUGGACAACUUGGAGGAGAUUUUGGAUGAUUUGCAGAAUAGUCAAUUACCACAGCUUUUCCCAGACACGAGGCCAGGCGCCCCUGCUGGAUCAGUUGACAAGCAAGCCAUCAUCAAUGACCUCAUGCAGCUCACAGCUGAAAACAGCCCCGCCACACCUGUUGGAGCCCAGAAAGCAGCACUGCGAAUUUCACAGAGCACUUUUAAUAACCCACGACCAGGGCAACUGGGCAGGUUAUUGCCAAACCAGAAUUUACCACUUGACAUCACAUUGCAAAGCCCAACUGGUGCUGGACCUUUCCCACCAAUCAGAAACAAUAGUCCCUACUCAGUGAUACCUCAGCCAGGAAUGAUGGGUACCCAAGGGAUGAUAGGAAACCAAGGCAACUUAGGGAACAGUAGCACAGGAAUGAUGGGUAGCAGUGCUUCCCGGCCCACCAUGCCAUCUGGAGAAUGGGCAUCGCAGAGUUCCGCCGUGAGAGUCACCUGUGCUGCCACCACCAGUGCCAUGAACCGGCCGACCCAAGGAGGUAUGAUCCGGAACCCGACCGCCAGCAUCCCUAUGAGACCCAGCAGCCAGCCUGGCCAAAGACAGAUGCUUCAGUCUCAGGUCAUGAACAUAGGGCCAUCUGAAUUAGAGAUGAAUAUGGGGGGACCUCAGUACAGCCAACAACAAGCUCCUCCAAAUCAGACUGCCCCGUGGCCUGAAAGCAUCCUGCCUAUAGACCAGGCAUCCUUUGCCGGCCAGAACAGGCAGCCGUUUAGCAGCUCUCCUGACGGCCUGCUGUGCCCACAUCCUGCGGCGGAGUCCCCGAGUGACGAGGGAGCUCUGCUGGACCAGCUCUACCUGGCCUUACGGAACUUUGAUGGCCUCGAGGAGAUCGAUAGAGCCUUGGGGAUACCUGAGCUGGUCAGCCAGAGCCAAGCGGUAGACCCGGACCAGUUCUCAAGUCAGGAUUCCAACAUCAUGCUGGAGCAGAAGGCACCUGUUUUCCCGCAGCAGUACGCAUCUCAGGCACAGGUAGCCCAGGGUAGCUAUACACCCAUGCAAGACCCAAACUUCCACACCGUGGGACAGCGGCCAAGCUAUGCCACACUCCGCAUGCAGCCCAGACCGGGCCUCCGGCCCACGGGCCUGGUGCAGAACCAGCCCAACCAACUGAGACUUCAGCUCCAGCACCGCCUCCAAGCACAGCAGAAUCGCCAGCCUCUUAUGAAUCAAAUCAGCAAUGUCUCAAAUGUGAACUUGACUCUGAGGCCAGGAGUACCUACCCAGGCACCUAUUAACGCUCAGAUGCUGGCCCAGAGACAGAGGGAAAUCCUGAACCAGCAUCUCCGACAGAGACAGAUGCACCAGCAGCAGCAAGUCCAGCAGCGAACUCUGAUGAUGAGAGGACAAGGGUUGAAUAUGACCCCGAGCAUGGUGGCUCCUAGUGGCAUCCCGGCAACCAUGAGCAACCCCCGGAUCCCCCAGGCAAAUGCCCAGCAGUUUCCAUUUCCUCCAAACUACGGAAUAAGUCAGCAACCUGACCCAGGCUUCACUGGGGCUACGACUCCUCAGAGCCCCCUGAUGUCGCCCCGCAUGGCGCACACGCAGAGCCCCAUGAUGCAGCAGUCUCAGGCCACCCCCGCCUACCAGGCGCCCGCAGACAUGAAUGGAUGGGCCCAGGGGAGCAUGGGUGGGAACAGCAUGUUUCCGCAGCAGUCCCCACCGCACUUCGGGCAGCAGGCAAACACCAGCAUGUACGGUAACAACAUGAACAUCAGUGUGUCCAUGGCGACCAACGCGGGCGGCAUGAGCAACAUGAACCAGAUGACGGGACAGAUCAGCAUGACCUCAGUGACCUCCGUGCCUACAUCGGGGCUGCCCUCCAUGGGGCCCGAGCCGGUAACCGACCCUGCUCUGAGGGGAGGCAGCCUUUUUCCAAACGCGCUGCCUGGGAUGGACAUGAUCAAGCAGGAGGGAGACGCGUCGCGGAAGUACUGCUGACCCCGCGCGGCGGGCGCGCUGUCUUCGCCGGUCUGAGCGCGGGUGCCCGUGCCGCCCCCGACGAGCGGACGCCGGAGCCGCCUUCCCGUGCUGGUCCGAAGCUCGCUCCAGACAGUUGCUCAGUCUGUUCACUGCAUUCACCUUAGUGCAAUUUAGAUCUCUCCUGCGAAGUACACGUUGACAGGCAAAUUUCAUACCCGUGUCAGAUUGAAUGUAUUUAAAUGUACGUGUUUAAGGAGAACCGCGCUCCUGUUCUGUUCCUGUUCGGUUCCAGACACUGGUUUCUUGCUUUGUUUUCCCUGGCUAAUCAGUCAAAUGCAGAAGAUCAAGGUUUCGUCUGGGGGAAGGAAGAGAACUGCGUACAAGCCAGCCCCGCGCUGGGAGGAAGCCGCCGGCCCCGAGCGGCGAGGAGCCUGUGAGGGGCUGCGAGCGUGGCAAGUGCUGUGUGGGUGUUUCCCCUUGUUAACAUUAAAUGAGUCCACCUAAAUUGUGAAUCAAGAAGUGUUUCCCUGUUUUAAACGAAGCCCCGGCGAGGCUGGGCGGCUGGAAUUGGCGUCGCCCCGCCCCCUGGUGUGCGUGCGCGCCCCCGUGCGCGGAGUCCGGCCGGGCGGCCGCAGGGCCGUGGGACCCGCGGUGCGGAGUAACGCGUGACCUGCGGCUCUAAGGAGGCGGAUGAGAAGUUCUCGGACGGUUCAGAUCAGGUAGUGGGUUUUGUUUUACAGCUAAUUAGGAGAAGAAAAUAAGUGAAGGAAUCCUCUGAUCAUAUUGAUCGCUAUCGAAGCAAAAGCCAAAUCAAUUCCCUUCAUUAUCAGUAUUUCUCAUGCUGUACACAAUAAAUUUGUUAGACUGAGUACUUGGUUUUUGUUGAUAGAACAAUUAAUCAGUGUUUUACUUAUAUUACUAAAUGUGAAAAACAUAAUGUGAAAAGUAUACAUACAUUAACUUGGUUGUUAAACCCAUUAAGUGUUCAUGUAAUGUGGUAAGUUUAAAAGUGAAGUGAGCUGUUUUACUACAAUGAAUUCGUUUGACGCAAAGAUUAAAAAGCCCCUCUCCCGACGUGUAUCUCAUACGGCCUGAAUAAUUGAAAGCAAUGUUUUUGCAAUUUAUAUAAUGCAAUUUUUAAUCUGUGUUUAAAAAUGGAGUUCAUAUGGGCUUAACACAUGAACUGGGUGGCACAGAUCCACUUGCAGAACCCAAAGAUACACAAUCAAUUUUGAAAUGCAACUUAAGCCAUUAAUUGUUGGUGUGAAUUUAAAAUUUUCUAGUGUUUGUAUGGUAGUAUGCUGCCUAAGAGCAAAGCAUUCUCUGCACAAAAGAAAAUUACUGUAGUGGCUUCGAUUUUAAUUAGAAUUUUCUCCCUGGUGUUUCUUUAUAGACGAAAACUAAGUCUUUUAAGUUUCUUACUACAGGUAAAAGCUAUGUGCAAGAACCUCAAAAUGCUAAAAUCUAGCAUAAUGCCUUAGAUCUGUUUUUAAGUCUUGUAUAUUCCUACAUAGCUGUCCGAUGUAUUAUAUUUGUAUAGUGAAUUGUGUACAAUUUUUGAAUAAGUGCAUCGUCGCUGAACCUUUAUGUUACUGCAGAGCGACGAUGAUACAUUUCUUCAAACAUUUAACUGUCAUUUUUUCCUUUGUCAUUUGUGGGUUUUAUUUGUACAGUUACUCAUAAAGUUGCAUCUGAGAUGUGUGUAUAUGAAAAGAUUAUACAAGGGUAAAAUUAAGCAAUAUAUUAACUAUGGUUCUUCAGGAGAAAGCUUACAGUGUUUCAGGUUGUGAUUUAUUUUCAAAACAGAGUUGACUCAACAUCACUUUGUUCACCUGCAUUGAUGUUUGUAUUUCUAGUGUGAGCAGUUUAUGCAAAGGUAGAUAUAUUCAGAGAAAUUUUAAAGACAUUUAUGCAAGUUAAUAUUGCUUUGCUGAUGCUAUUUGCUUAUUUGAUGUUAAAUAAUGCUAUUGUAAAUAAAGAAUUCUGUUGUUAUUGCAUCAUUUAAUAAAUUUUAAUGCCUUCGGGUUUUACAUGGCUUUAGAGAUUUUAA